This is a messenger RNA of Durio zibethinus, 1328 nucleotides long. Lineage: Eukaryota; Viridiplantae; Streptophyta; Magnoliopsida; Malvales; Malvaceae. The record is from RefSeq and is a predicted model, not a curated record.
UCUUAUAACCAUCGAUUGAUCUGGUAAGAAAGAAAGGAAAAGGCAAUCCUACAGCUUUGACUACACGAUAACACUACAAGGGAAGGGUGGGGGAGCCGUUUUACUUUUCAGGUCCUUCCCAAUUGCUCUACACAUGGAUGCCGUAAGCACCUAAUAAUAUGUUCCAACGCACACGCAAAGACCCCGUUUUCUCUCUCUUUCUUUCUCCCUCUGCUGCAACUCAACACCACUGCACGACAUUCAAAGCCGCGUUUCACUUUGUAAAUUUGAAUAAUCUUUAGUUCUCUUUGCGCGUGUCCCAUUCUCUUCUCCAAUCCUCCAAACUCUAACUCAAAACCCCAAUUUAUUUGAUCGACCCUUUUAUUCAAUAUAAUAAUAUACAAAGUCUAGCCUAAAUGGAGGUUAAGCUAUGGAGCGACAAGCGCGAGAGAGAAAUGUAUGAGAAUUUUGCAGAGCUAUAUGCCAUUAUCAAAGCAACAGAGAAGCUUGAGAAGGCUUAUGUGAGGGAUAUAAUUUCAUCAUCUGAAUAUGAAACUGAGUGCCUAAAGCUUAUUGCCCAUUUCAAAACCUUAUCUUCUACACUCAAAGACACAGUACCUAGUAUUGAACGCUUUGCAGAUACAUAUAAAAUGGAUUGCCCAGCUGCUAUAAAUCGUCUGGUGACCUCUGGGGUGCCUGCCACUGUAGAGCACCGAGCUGCUGCUGCUGCGUCUGCUACUACGUCAGCUGCCAUUGUGGCUGAAUGCGUGCAGAACUUUAUUACUGCCAUGGAUUCAUUGAAACUCAAUAUGGUGGCAGUUGAUCAAGUGCACCCAGUGUUGUCUGACCUCUCAGCAUCACUUAAUAAGCUUGGUAUUUUGCCUUCUGAUUUUGAGGGGAAGACAAAGAUGAAGGAGUGGAUUUUAAGGUUAUCAAAGAUGGGGGCGGCAGAUGAGUUAACAGAACAGCAAGCUAGGCAGCUCCACUUUGACUUGGAAUCUUCAUACAAUUCAUUCAUGGCAGCUUUGCCUAAUGCUGGUACUUGAAGUGAUCCAAUAUAUGGUAUUUUUGUUUAGUGCUGCAAGCCGGUGGAUUCCUAGUGAUGUCUGGAAAGGAUUAUUAGUGGAUAACAGUGUAUACAUUUUUGAAUUAUUGGGUUGUUAAGCUCAAGAUGCUAUUAUGUGCUCUGAUUAUGGAGAAAAUGUUUAUGGUGUCAUGUAUGUGAGAAUGAAUUUGUGAUUUGAUUUGGUUUUGUAAUGUUAAAAUAUUCAUUCGCCUAUUGUUUUUUACCAUGGUAGUUUAUUUGUUAUGCAUGAAUGAUUGUUGUCUUGUAUAUUAAUUAUUUGUCC